AUUGUGUGGUCAGUGAUAAUCUAAUUAAACCGAAAAAUCAGCGAAAUUUAUUGAGUCGAGUAUUGAGGCGAUCAUUCAAACUAUGGUUUGCACUAAUAGUUCCCAUUGUUUUACUGCCAUUACUUUUCUAUGAUAACGACACUCCCAGGUUUCGAUGCGCUUAUGUAGUCUUAUUGAUGGCAUCCUAUUGGAUGGUCGAACCGAUCAGCAUCUAUAUGACGGCUCUAAUUCCAGUGGCUCUCUACCCGUUACUUGAUAUCAUUAGUACAAAUGCCGUUUGCUCUCCCUAUAUGAAGGGCACAAACAUGAUGUUUAUCGGCGGACUAUUGAUGGCCAUAGCCAUUGAAAAUUGCAAUUUACAUAAACGGAUAGCACUUAAAGUGUUACUUAUGAUUGGCACCAGUAUAACCAGAAUAAUGUUGGGAAUAAUGUUGGUCACAAUGUUUCUAUCAAUGUGGAUUAGUAAUACAGCGACUACAGCAAUGAUGGUACCAAUUGUCGAGGCUAUGCUUAAUGAGUUAGAGGAAUCACCAAAAGUGGAUUCACCAAAUAGUCAACAAUCAAUAAAUAUAGUUAAGAAAAAACAGUCGUCUAAUAAUAAUAAUAAUAACAUAAAUAAAUCAGAUAUCAUAAGAAAAGCAUUGCUUCUAUCGAUUUCAUAUUCAGCUAAUAUUGGCGGCACCGGUACGUUGACGGGCACCGGUACCAAUCUGGUACUACAGGGAAUAUAUGAAGAUCGAUACCCAAAGAGCAGUGAUCUGACAUUUUUGCGUUGGUUUAUAUAUGCGGCUCCGGGAAUGUUGAUCUGUGUAUUAGUCGCAUGGAUUUUCCUCUACCUGUCCUUCAUAUGGAGAAAUAAGGAUCAAUUGGAUGAGUCCAAGGAUAAGAUCAGAUCAUUGAUUGAGCACAAGUACAGCGAUUUGGGUUCAAUCACAUUUCAAGAGACAGCAGUUAUCAUACAUUUCGUAAUUCUGGUGAUGUUAUGGUUCUUCAGACAACCCGAAGUAUUUACGGGUUGGUCUGAUCUGAUCAGUAGUAACGGCACGAUAAAGGACGCGACACCGGCUAUACUGAUAGCCGUAUCCAUGUUUAUAGUGCCGGCAAAUCUGAAACAAUUUUAUACUGAAGAUAGUCGACAACACAAGAAGAUCCAGUCGUUGCUCGACUGGCGAACAGUCCAGCAGAAGAUGCCGUGGGGUGUCAUCAUUCUGUUGGGCGGCGGGUUCGCUAUGGCCGAGGGAAUCGAAAAAUCAGGUCUAUCCGAAUGGCUCGGCCAACAGUUGUCACAUUUUGAUCACGUAUCGCCUCGGGUGGCCAUGAUUUUUUUGACCGUAAUCGGCGCAAUGGUUACCGAAGUGGCCAGCAAUGUCUCCUGUGCUACCGUACUAUUACCGGUUGUCAAUACAUUGGCAAUCAAAUUAGCUGUCCAUCCAUUGUUACUCAUGAUGCCGGUCACAAUAGGAAUAUCGUUUGCAUUCAUGUUUCCAGUGGCUACACCACCCAAUGCUAUAGUAUUUGAAAGUAUGGGCCCAAAAGCCAGCACAUUUGAUAUGAUAAAACCAGGUAUAGUAAUGAAUUUGCUUUGCAUUGGAAUUGAAUUGGCGCUAAUCAAUAGUUGGGGGCAAUUUGUGUUUGACUUAAAUCAAUUGCCUGAACAAUAA
Molecule: messenger RNA, 1661 nt
Organism: Oppia nitens
Lineage: Eukaryota; Metazoa; Arthropoda; Arachnida; Sarcoptiformes; Oppiidae
Product: Na(+)/citrate cotransporter-like
Exons: 16
Coding region: 177-1661 (494 amino acids)
Biological process (GO): citrate transport; monoatomic anion transmembrane transport
Cellular component (GO): membrane
Molecular function (GO): citrate transmembrane transporter activity; succinate transmembrane transporter activity
Source: RefSeq, a predicted model, not a curated record